This is a messenger RNA of Erigeron canadensis, 2471 nucleotides long. RefSeq names its product serine/threonine protein phosphatase 2A 59 kDa regulatory subunit B' gamma isoform-like. The record is from RefSeq and is a predicted model, not a curated record. The transcript is spliced from 2 exons. Gene Ontology annotation, molecular function: protein phosphatase regulator activity. Bases 507 to 2096 code for a protein of 529 amino acids. Gene Ontology annotation, biological process: signal transduction. Lineage: Eukaryota; Viridiplantae; Streptophyta; Magnoliopsida; Asterales; Asteraceae. Gene Ontology annotation, cellular component: protein phosphatase type 2A complex.
CACUCACUAACCACAGUUUCUCUCUCGCUGUCUAUCUCUCUCUAGAAUAUUAUUGAAUCCAACAAAACAAGUAUAUAUUCAAAUCCUUAAAAAAUUAUUAAAAAAAAAAAAAAACCCAUCUUCCUCUUCUUUUAGGGUUUUUUUCUUAAUCCCCAUUUUUACUCUACAAACUUGAUAAAGUUUCAAUCUUUUCACCAUAAAAAAAGCAAGAAUAUAUAAUACUUCCAAUCUUUCUAUUAUUAGAAGCUUAAGUUGUUAGCAUUGAAGUUAAUGCAUUCUUGUGGGCCCCCCCAAGGUACAAGCUUUUUUCCUAUAUUAAUUUCAAGAUUUUUAGUAAUGUGUGUGGUUUAGGAUUAUAGAUUGUUUUUUCUAGGAUAAAAGAUUUAAUUUUUAGGAAAAAAUAUUGAAUUUUUAUAAUGGAAGAUUUAAUUUUUCGGAAAAAAGAUUGAAACUUUAGGAUAAAAAAAGGGAUUUAAGUUGGGGUUUUAGGGUUUUGUUUAGUGGAAAUGAUAAAGCAAAUAUUAAAUAAGCUUCCAAGAAAACCAUCUUCAAAAACUUCACAAAAUGAUGGUGGAAAAAAUGAUAUAUCGAAUUCGGGGGUUUCGAAUAGUGGAAAUAAGACUGUUUCUUCAUCGGGUAAGAGUUCGAGUUUGAAUGCGAAUACGGAUUCAGGUUUGAGUAAGUCUGUUAAUGGAAGUUAUACUCCGAAUGUUAAGUCAAACCAAGGGAAGAAAUCGGGUCAAGUUGGGUCAACCCAAGUUAGUCAAGGAUUGAAUCAUAUUGCUUAUGAACAGUUGCCUAGUUUUCGUGAUGUACCCGCUUCUGAAAAGCAGAGUCUUUUUAUUAAAAAGUUGAGUAUGUGUUGUGUGGUGUUUGAUUUUAAUGACCCGUCGAAAAAUUUGAAAGAAAAAGAUGUGAAACGACAGACUUUACUUGAGCUUGUUGAGUAUAUAACAUCAGUUCCUUCAAAGUUUAAUGAGGUUACAAUGCAAGAAAUGGUGAAAAUGGUAUCUACAAAUCUUUUUCGGACUUUUCCUUCUUGUAAUCAUGAUAACAAACUGCCAGAAGUUUUUGAUCCGGAAGAUGAUGAACCAAGUAUGGAACCGUCUUGGCCUCAUCUUCAGAUUGUGUAUGAAUUUCUUUUGCGGUUUGUGGCUGCACCAGAAACUGAUGCUAAACUUGCUAAACGAUACAUUGAUCAUUCGUUUGUUUUAAGAUUGCUUGAUCUUUUUGAUUCAGAAGAUCAAAGGGAAAGGGAGUAUUUAAAAACUAUCCUUCAUCGUAUUUAUGGAAAGUUCAUGGUGCAUCGUCCGUUUAUUAGAAAAGCCAUUAAUCAUAUCUUUUAUACUUUUGUAUUUGAGACCGAGAAGCAUAAUGGCAUUGCUGAAUUGCUUGAGAUAUUGGGUAGCAUUAUUAAUGGUUUUGCAUUGCCUUUGAAAGAAGAGCAUAAGCUUUUUCUUAUGCGGGCAUUGAUUCCCCUUCACAAGCCCAAAUGUUUGUCAAUGUAUCAUCAGCAGUUGUCUUAUUGCAUUACACAGUUUGUGGAGAAGGAUUUUAAGCUGGCUGACACGGUGAUAAGAGGAUUAUUGAAGUAUUGGCCCAUAACCAAUAGUUCAAAAGAGGUCAUGUAUCUUAGUGAAUUGGAGGAGGUUUUGGAAUCUACCCAGGCCGCAGAGUUUCAAAAAUGCAUGGUGCCUCUCUUUCGCCAGAUUGGUCGUUGUCUUAACAGUUCACAUUUCCAGGUAGCUGAACGUGCAUUGUUCUUGUGGAAUAACGAUCACAUAAGGAAUCUAAUCAUUCAAAAUCGCAAGGUGAUCCUGCCCAUAAUCUUCCCUGCUUUGGAGAAAAACACACGAAGUCAUUGGAAUCAAGCUGUUCAAAGCCUAACAUUAAACGUAAGGAAAAUAUUUUCAGAUGCCGAUCAAUUGCUAUUUGAUGAGUGCCUGGUCAAAUACCAAGAAGAUGAACUCAAAGAAAAGGAAAACAACAAGACACGUGAAUUGACUUGGACCCGUUUGGAAAAUGUAGCAGUCUCUGAAAGCAAUGUAUCCGAGCUGGUCUCAAAGCUUGCUUCACUCACAACUGCAAGUAGCUGAUAUACUGGUUAAACCUGAUAUACUUUUCGGUUUUGACCCCAUCAGCCUAGCUAUUUGCAUCUUCUGUUUGACUUUUGGGUUUGACCCGAAUGAAGUUCGGUUCAGUUAUUUGAUGGGGCCGUGCUCAUUUGGAGUUUAGAUGAUGAUUUUGAAGAACAUAAUGAAAUGGGUGAGGUUGGGGUUUUUGUGGAUAGAAAUGUACCCUCUUUUUUUUUUGUCUUGUUUAUUUUGUUUUAAUUUAUGCUUGUGGGUUGUAUUAUCCGCCAUUGAUACGUUGUAGUAUAAAAACCAGUUCAAAAGAGGAAGUGUUUCUAUGGAUUUCUACUUGCAUAAUGUUAUUAGUGUGAUGAUGAAGAAAAUCUAUUGCUUUUUAAA